UUCACUUUGUUUUUUAACAUUUUGCUUACGUUUAAAAGUAGAUUUUGGCACAAAUUGCUCCCACGUUGCUUAUAAUGGCUUCUACACAAUGUAAGCACUACCACGAUGAAGAGUACGAUCUUUGCCUUUUAUUUGAAACCUACUUGGGGGCUGAUAAGGAUCCUUCCAAGGAGCAGGUGAUAGACUAUCCUAUUAAAGUUCUCCGUGAUAUAUUCUCUUCAGGUUUAGUGAAAGGAAAAACUCUGAUUGAACUGAGUGCUAAUACCGUAUUCAUGUUUAUUCUUUUGGCUGCUGAUUACUUUGAUAACAUCAUUUUACUACAACCCUGCGAAUCUGAUUAUCAAGAGGCACAGAAAUGGUUAAACAAGGAACCAGGAGCCAUAGACCACUCCCACCUUACAGAGUUUGUUUGUGGUCUUAAAGAGGAAUGCUCAGACUGUAACAAACAUGAAGAAAAGACAAGAAGAGCCACCAAACAGAUUGUAAGAUGGGAUAUUACCAAAGAUAACCCCCUGGGUGAUGUUGUGUUGCCCCAAGCAGACUGUGUGCUCACUUCCGCCUAUUUGGAAGUUGUUAGUAAAGAUCAUGCGAUGUAUCUGAAGCUCCUAAAACAAAUCUGCUCCCUUGUGAAGGUUGGAGGUCACCUGAUCCUCAUUUCAGUAUUGAAUUUAUCUUACUACAUGAUAGGCCAACACAAGUUUUCCGCCCUGACAUGUGAUGAAGAGUUUGUGCGAAAGGCUCUGACAAGCAACGGGUUAAUUGUAGAGAGAUCUGGGAAAGAAAAAAACAGAUACAAUUCUGAUUUUUUUGAUUAUGAAUUUUUGGCAUAUUUUGUAUGCCGGAAGGAUAGAGAGGUCUAAAUGCCUGAAUCCCUAAAGACAAAGCUUAACGAUUACAUUGCUAUUAGCUUUUUAGGCUUGGUGAUUAUGGUUUCAUAGUUAUGGAGACCUUGCUCCUCUCUAUCUGUGUUGCUGUCUAAACAGAACGACUUCUCCUUUAUAACUGCUUUUUCUAGCCAUUUUUAUUAUACAGGGCAACGUAGAGUUGUUUUAAAGCUCAGUGCUUUCUAGUAUUCUCCAUUUACCAUGUCUCAAAAUUUUGAAACUAGGAUACUAGAUUCUAGGGAUGCACCGAAUGCUUUUUUUGAUGGAUUCUGCAGAAACCGGAAAGGGUUAAAUUUUA
Xenopus tropicalis (tropical clawed frog) is the source of this 1182-nucleotide messenger RNA. RefSeq names its product nicotinamide N-methyltransferase. The transcript has 3 exons. The record is from RefSeq and is a predicted model, not a curated record. NCBI's taxonomy places the organism in Eukaryota, Metazoa, Chordata, Amphibia, Anura, Pipidae. Gene Ontology annotation, biological process: S-adenosylmethionine metabolic process. Gene Ontology annotation, molecular function: methyltransferase activity; S-adenosylmethionine-dependent methyltransferase activity. Bases 75 to 860 code for a protein of 261 amino acids.